This is a messenger RNA of Sinocyclocheilus grahami, 6565 nucleotides long. RefSeq names its product DNA polymerase epsilon catalytic subunit A-like. The coding region runs from base 331 to 6441 and encodes 2036 amino acids. Gene Ontology annotation, molecular function: single-stranded DNA 3'-5' DNA exonuclease activity; nucleotide binding; DNA binding. The transcript is spliced from 46 exons. The record is from RefSeq and is a predicted model, not a curated record. Gene Ontology annotation, biological process: DNA replication proofreading; DNA replication; base-excision repair, gap-filling. NCBI's taxonomy places the organism in Eukaryota, Metazoa, Chordata, Actinopteri, Cypriniformes, Cyprinidae. Gene Ontology annotation, cellular component: epsilon DNA polymerase complex; nucleus.
GGGAGUAAAGCAGGAAGGUGACUGGAGCUCGCGGCAACGACACAAAACGCGCCAAAUUCCUUUGGCGGCGGCACCGAAUGAACAACGGAAAUAUAUAUUUGCAAUAAUAUUCUAUAUACCAGUGACACCGCGAAUUGUAUGUAAAUGCUUAAGGAGAUAUGACGUUUUAUCGUUGUUGGUAGGACAUUAGUGAUAUGCGAGCAGCUGAAAAUUCAUAAACUCGCGCUGAAAGUGUGUGACGGUCGAGUUGUGUGCAGUGAAACUGUUAUCUAACUAACUAGUUCUUCUGUAUUUAGUGACUGAUUUGAGUCUUGAAGAUACUUGUCAGUUAUGGUUUUACAAAACAGUUGGCGAUAUAAAGCAGACCGAGGUGGAGAUCAGGACAACCAGCAGGAUGAUGCAUCAGCUUUGUCCGCUGUCAAGAGGCUGGAGCGCAGUCAGUUCACUGAUGGGAUGGAUGAGCGCUUUGGGUUUGAACGGAUGAAGGAGCCUGGGGAGAAAACGGGAUGGCUGAUCAACAUGCACCCGACUGAGAUUCUGGAUGAUGACAAGCGGAUGAUCAGUGCUGUGGACUAUUACUUUAUACAGGAGGAUGGAAGCAGAUUCAAGGCUGCUCUUCCCUAUAAGCCGUAUUUCUACAUAGCCACUAAAAAGAACUGUGAAAGAGAGGUUAUCUCCUUCCUGUCAAAGAAGUUCCAGGGAAAAGUGGUGAAGCUUGAAGUUGUCCCAAAGGAAGAUUUAGAUCUGCCUAAUCACCUGGUGGGCCUGAAGAGGAAUUACAUCAAACUGUCUUUUAACACGGUGGACGAUCUUAUUAAAGUGAAAAGGGAGAUCUCACCUGCUGUCCGCAAGAACAGAGAGAGAGAGAAGUCCAAUGAUGCCUAUACCAGCAUGUUGUCCAGUGCUUUGGUUGGUGGGAGCGUGGUGACGGAGGAUGAGGAUGGCACAUCGAAGAAAAUGACUGAGCAGCUUGACAACAUCAUAGACAUGCGGGAAUAUGAUGUGCCUUAUCAUGUCCGCCUUUCUAUUGACCUGAAGAUUCAUGUGGCUCACUGGUACAAUGUGCGGUACAGAGGAAGUGCCUAUCCUCCUGAGAUUGUGCGCAGGGAUGAUCUUGUGGAAAGACCUGAUCCGGUAGUGUUGGCGUUCGAUAUUGAGACCACUAAACUCCCUCUGAAGUUUCCUGAUGCUGAAACAGACCAGAUCAUGAUGAUAUCGUACAUGAUAGAUGGGCAGGGCUUCCUCAUCACAAACAGAGAAAUAGUCUCUGAGGACAUUGAGGACUUUGAGUUCACCCCAAAACCUGAAUACGAGGGCCCCUUCACUGUAUUUAAUGAACCUGAUGAGGCCUCUCUCAUUCAGAGAUGGUUUGAACACAUCCAUGAGACCAAGCCGAACAUUUUUGUCACUUACAACGGAGAUUUCUUUGACUGGCCAUUUAUAGAGACCAGAGCGGCCCAACUUGGCCUAAGUAUGCAUCGGGAGAUCGGCUUCCAGAAGGACAAUCAGGGGGAAUAUAAAGCCAGCCAGGCUAUUCACAUGGACUGUCUCAGGUGGGUAAAGAGAGACAGUUACCUGCCAGUAGGAAGUCAUAACCUCAAGGCUGCAGCGAAAGCUAAGUUAGGCUAUGACCCUGUAGAGCUGGACCCAGAGGAGAUGUGUCGUAUGGCUACUGAAGAACCACAGACUCUGGCCACCUAUUCAGUGUCUGACGCUGUGGCCACAUAUUACCUUUACAUGAAAUAUGUUCAUCCCUUCAUUUUUGCCCUCUGCACCAUAAUUCCUAUGGAACCCGAUGAGGUUUUGCGAAAAGGCUCCGGUACCCUGUGCGAAGCCUUGCUGAUGGUUCAGGCCUUCCAUGUCAACAUUGUUUUCCCAAACAAGCAGGAGCAGGUCUUUAACAAACUCACAGAUGAUGGUCAUGUACUUGAUUCUGAGACUUAUGUUGGUGGCCACGUCGAGGCUCUAGAGUCUGGUGUGUUUCGCAGUGAUAUCCCCUGCCGCUUUAAAAUGAAUCCAGCAGCCUUUGACUUCUUGCUUCAGAGGGUGGAACGCACUCUUCGUCAUGCAAUUGAGGAAGAGGAGAAGAUUCCCCUUGAGCAGGUCACCAACUUUAAUGAGGUGUGUGAUGAGAUCAAGAGGAAGCUGAUCUCUCUGAAGGAAGUUCCCAAUAGAAUUGAGUGUCCUCUUAUUUACCAUCUGGAUGUGGGGGCCAUGUACCCCAACAUCAUCCUCACCAACAGACUACAGCCUUCUGCCAUGGUGGAUGAGGCGACCUGUGCCGCCUGUGAUUUUAAUAAACCUGGUGCAAACUGUCAGCGCAGGAUGACUUGGCAGUGGAGAGGAGAGAUCAUGCCUGCCAGUAGAAGUGAGUUUCAUCGCAUUCAGCAACAAUUGGAGUCGGAGAAGUUUCCCCCUUUCUUUCCUAAUGGUCCACCUCGUGCUUUCCAUGUGCUCAACAGAGAAGAGCAGGCCCGGCAUGAGAAGAAGCGGUUGGGAGACUACUGUAGAAAAGCCUAUAAGAAGGUUCACCUGACCAGACUGGAGGAGAGAGUCACUACCAUUUGCCAGAGAGAGAACUCCUUUUAUGUUGACACGGUUCGAGCCUUCAGAGACCGUCGAUAUGAGUUCAAAGGCCUCCACAAGGUGUGGAAGAAGAAGCUGUCUACAGCGCAGGAUAACGGGGACGCAGCGGAGGUGAAGCGCUGCAAGAACAUGGAGAUUCUCUAUGAGUCUCUGCAGCUGGCGCACAAGUGCAUCCUCAACUCCUUCUAUGGAUAUGUCAUGAGAAAAGGAGCACGUUGGUACUCGAUGGAGAUGGCAGGGAUUGUCUGUUUCACCGGUGCCAACAUUAUCACACAGGCCAGAGAACUCAUUGAGCAGAUCGGGAGGCCUCUGGAAUUGGACACUGAUGGUAUCUGGUGUGUUCUUCCCAACACCUUUCCUGAGAACUUUGUCAUAAAAUCCACCAAUGAAAAGAAGCCAAAGGUGACCAUCAGUUAUCCAGGAGCCAUGCUGAAUAUCAUGGUCAAGGAGGGCUUCACGAAUCAUCAGUAUCAAGAGCUGGUGGACCCAGCAUCUCUAACAUAUGAGACCAGAGCUGAAAACAGCAUCUUCUUUGAAGUUGAUGGGCCAUACUUGGCUAUGAUCCUGCCUGCCUCCAAAGAAGAAGGGAAAAAACUAAAGAAGAGCACAGCCAAGCGUCUUGCCGAAUUCCUUGGAGAUCAGAUGGUGAAGGAUGCCGGCCUCAGCUGUCGCUAUGUCAUAUCUCGCAAACCGGAGGGCUCACCAGUCACUGAAAGGGCGAUCCCUCUGGCAAUUUUUCAGGCUGAAGAGAGUGUUAAAAAGCAUUUUCUACGCAAGUGGCUGAAGAUGCCCAGUCUCUAUGAUCUUGAUAUUAGAUCUAUUCUGGACUGGGGUUACUACAUUGAGCGGUUGGGCAGUGCCAUACAGAAGAUCAUCACUAUCCCUGCAGCUCUACAGCAGGUGAAAAAUCCAGUACCCCGAGUACGGCAUCCAGACUGGCUGCAUAAGAAGCUUCUGGAAAAGAAUGAUAUCUACAAGCAGAAGAAGAUCAGUGAGCUCUUUACCAGUGAGGGAAAGAGACAGGUGGCCCAUCAAACGCUAGCAGCAGGUGAGACCCCUGAUAUGGAGGACUUCGGUGCUCCUCAGCGCCCCAUGCAGCCCGCCAUACUCAUCAGCACAAAGAGGAAGAGGAUAUCUCAAGGACAGGAGAGCCAGGCUGAGUCUCAAGAGCAAGAACUCACACAGUCUUGGAGAGAAAUACUGGGGUCACCACCAGCUAUGGGCGCCACCCGGGAGGAAAUUCUUGUCUGGUUGCGCUACCAUAAGAAAAAAUGGGAACUGCAGCUUCGUCAGAGGAAAGAACAGCGGAAGCGACGCCGCUUGAUUGAUGGGGAAUCUCAGCCGACUGGGGGUGGUGUAAUCCGAGAUGGACCAACGACAGGGCUGGGCAGCUUCCUGCGGAGAACCGCCCGCAGUAUUCUAGACAUGCCCUGGCAAAUUGUACAGAUUGCAGAAACCAGUCACCCAGGCUUUUAUAAGCUGUGGGCGGUCAUUGGCAGUGACCUGCACUGCAUGAAACUCAACAUCCCACGAGUGUUUUAUGUCAAUCAGAAAGUGCCCAAGCAAGAAGAGGGAUCUAAUUGCAAAAAGGUGAACCGGAUACUUCCACGCUCUGGUGUGGUGUACUACCUGUACCAGUAUGCAGUUCCUGAGGACAUGUACCAGGAACACAUCAAUGAGAUCAAUGCUGACCUCUCUGCUCCUGAUAUUGAGGGUGUCUAUGAGACACAGGUUCCAUUGCUGUUCCGGGCUCUGGUCCAGCUGGGUUGCAUGUGUAUGGUCAAUAAACAGGUGGUCAGAGACCUGGCUGGCAGAGAGGCUGAUUCCUUUGACCUGGAGCACCUAGAGAUGAGAUCCCUGGCCCAGUUCAGCUACCUCGAGCCAGGCUGUGUAAGGCACAUCUACCUGUACCAUCACAGUCAAGGCCAUAAGGCUCUCUUUGGCCUCUUCAUACCAUCCCAACGCAAAGCCAGCAUCUUUGUUCUUGACACGAUUGCAGAGACCAAUCACCCGGGUCUUUAUAAGCUGUGGGCGGUCAUUGGCAGUGACCUGCACUGCAUGAAACUCAACAUCCCACGAGUGUUUUAUGUCAAUCAGAAAGUGCCCAAGCAAGAAGAGGGAUCUAAUUGCAAAAAGUAUGUCUGUAAAGUACUUGGGGUUUUUCCAGUUUGUGUGGAGUUGGAUAUUCAGAGUUUGGCAGUGAACACCAUUCUACAGUCCCAGCAUGUUAACGAUAUGGAAGGCGGGGCCAGCAUGGGCGUCAGCUUUGAUGUCAUUCAGCAUGCGUCUCUGGAGGAAAUGAUGUCAGGGAAUCAGGGGGCAAAUGCAGUGGCCAGCUAUGAUGAGACGGCACUCUGCUCCAACACAUUCAGGAUUCUGAAGAGUAUGGUUGUUGGUUGGGUUCGAGAGAUUACGCAGUAUCAUAACAUCUACGCUGAUAACCAGGUGAUGCAUUUUUACCGGUGGUUGCGAUCACCCAGUUCUCUGCUAUACGACCCGGCCUUGCACCGCACCCUCCUCAACAUGAUGAAGAAGAUCUUCCUGCAACUUGUGGCAGAGUUCAAGCGCCUGGGAUCAUCUGUGAUCUAUGGAAACUUCAACCGACUCAUCCUCUGCACCAAGAAACGGCGCAUUGAUGACGCCAUUGCAUACGUGGAGUACAUCACUAACAGUAUCCAUUCAAAGGAGAUCUUCCACUCUCUGUCCAUCACAUUCUCACGCUGUUGGGAGUUUCUGCUGUGGAUGGAUCCAGCUAACUGUGGAGGAGUGAAGGGAAAGCUGCCCUCGAGCCUUCUGUAUGGAGAGCAUGACAAUGAAAAGAAGAAAAAGAAGAAUGGAGAAGAGGAGGAUGGAAGUGAGGAUGAGGAUGAAGAUGAAGAAAACCAAGGGGAGGAUGAAGAACAGGAUGGGGAAGAGGAUGUAGAAGACUUGAUUGAAAGUAACUGGAACAUCAUGCAGUAUCUUCCUCAAACAGCAUCCUGUCAGAAAUACUUUCUCAUGAUCAUUUCAGCCUACAUUGCAGCUGUCUAUCACAGCAUGAGACAAGAGCUUCGGCGAAACGCCCCUGGUGCUACUCCUAUUAAGAGACGAGGAGCGACCCAAGCGUCCCAGCAGCCAACUGGGGAUGUCAGUGCACUUCCUGGUUUGAUUACAUUCUCUCAGGAGUAUGUGUCAAGUGAACUCACACAGAACUUCUUCACCAUCACUCAGAAGAUUCAGAAGAAAGUGUCGAGCACUCGUAGUGUUACGCUCCCAUCUGAGAUGUUUCCUGUUCUUCCUGGUUCUCACUUGCCCCUCAACAACCCUGCUCUGGAGUUUAUUAAAUACGUCUGUCAGGUGCUCUCUCUGGACGCCAACAUUGUCAAUCAGGUGAACAAACUGAAGCGAGAUCUUUUGCGAUUGGUGGAUGUUGGAGAAUUCUCAGAGGAUGCCCAGUUCCGUGACCCCUGCAAGUCCUACGUCCUGCCCGAGGUCAUCUGCCACCACUGUAACUUCUGUCGUGAUCUUGACCUCUGCAAAGACCCUGCAGUUUCCCAGGAUGGUUCAGUUCUUCCUCAGUGGUUCUGCUCUAACUGUCAGGCCCAAUACGACACAGAGUCCAUAGAAAUGGCCCUGGUGGAGGCGCUCCAGAAGAAGCUCAUGAGUUACACACUACAAGACCUGGAAUGUGCCAAAUGCAAAGGAGUGAAGGAAGCAAACAUGCUGCUGUACUGUAGCUGUGCUGGAGAUUUCAACCUCAGCUUCACCACAAAGAGCUUCACUGAACAGGUGGAAGUAUUCCGGAACAUUGCCGCCCACUAUAACAUGAACUUCCUGCUAGAGACCAUUGACUGGGUGCUUAGUAUGAACGCAUAGAUGCUUUUCCACCCGAUACGCUCCAUCAUUUGUGCCAAGCUAAGUGUGUGUGAGCCAUUUGUACAGAUCUGAAUUCUUAUGAAGUGUGUGUACAUUAUCACAGUGGAAAAAUGUUGGUACCGGA